Messenger RNA from Prosopis cineraria, 650 nucleotides. RefSeq names its product probable calcium-binding protein CML23. Lineage: Eukaryota; Viridiplantae; Streptophyta; Magnoliopsida; Fabales; Fabaceae. The record is from RefSeq and is a predicted model, not a curated record. The coding region runs from base 24 to 452 and encodes 142 amino acids. Gene Ontology annotation, molecular function: calcium ion binding. The transcript has a single exon.
UCAGCGAUUCUUUUCCUGUUAUCAUGGACGACGAGGUGCGCCAGAUUUUCAACAAGUUCGACAAGAAUGGCGACGGCAAAAUCUCCUCCGGCGAGAUUAAGGAGAUGCUUCAGACGUUGGGCACCAAAACGACGUCGGACGAGGUCGACUGCUUUAUGAGCGAAUUUGACAAGAACGGCGACGGCUUCAUUGACCUCAGGGAGUUCGCCGAGUUCUUUUCUGCCAGAGCUAAAGACGGCGACGACGCCACCAAGGAGCUCCGGGACGCUUUUGAUCUGUAUGACCUGGACAAGAACGGACUGAUCUCGGCGAUCGAGUUGCACUCGGUGAUGAGGAAGUUAGGGUUGGAGUGUUCCCUGAGUGACUGCCGGGGGAUGAUAAGAGCCGUGGACGACGACGGCGACGGCAACGUGAAUUUCGAGGAGUUCAAGAAGAUGAUGACUCGGUCUUAGUUGGAGGUCGCUAGGGCUUAAGGCCCAGAAUUUACAUUUUAGUAUUUUACUGUCGUUUUAGGAUUUUAUCUGUUAGUUUUUCUUUUCUAUUCUUUUUCGUUUGUUUUUUUCUUUAGAAUUUAUCUAUUAGUUUUCGGAUGCUGAAGUCGGAGUAGGAUUUAGUUAAAUUCUGCUGAUACUUUUCAAUUCAUGGGAAAU